AUGGGGCGGCAGCUUCCGCGGGCGGGCGGCGGCGGCGGCGAAAUGGGCGAGCGGGCGGCCCUGAGGGUGGCAGCCGCCGUGCUGGGGGCGGGCGCCUGCUACUGCCUCUGGCGGCUGGCGGCGGGCGGCCGGCGGGGACAGCGGGCUGCGGCCGGGGCCGCCCGGGGCCCGCCGUCAGACAACAGUCCUCUAGCAUCAACCCAUACCAUGGAUGCGGAUGCUUUACAGAAACUUAUUCAUUUGCUCCAGGCCACAGAUGAUCCAUUAAUUCAAGAGCAAGCUUUAAUUACUCUCAGCAACAGUGCUGCCUUCUCUGUAAAUCAAGAUAUAAUCCGAAAUUUGGAUGGCCUUUCUAUUAUUGGAAGGAUGCUUUCAGAUUGUGUUCCCAAAGUUAAAGAAAAAGCAUUAAAUGCACUUAAUAAUUUGAGUAUGAAUAUUAAAAAUCAGGAAGAGAUACAGGUAUACAUAACACAAGUUUGUAGGAGCAUUGAGUCAGCUCCCCUGAACUCUGAACUGCAGCUAGCUGGACUCAGAUUGUUGACAAAUAUGUCUGUUACCAGUGACUACCAUCAUAAGAUGAUAAACUCAAUUCCAUGCUUUCUUCAUUUGCUUUCAGAAGGAACUGAAAGGACACAGAUUCAAGUUUUGAAAGUACUUGUGAACUUAUCUGCAAACCCAGCCAUGACAAGACAUCUUCUCAGAGCUCAAGUGCCAUCAUUGCUGUUACUUUUUGGCAAUUGUACACACAGAGAUAUUCUGCUUAGAGCCCUGGCAUUUGCAGCAAACUUGAAAAAGAACGUGAACAAUGAAGAUGGCACCAUGAUUCAGGACCAGUACAGUGAAGAUUCAAUUUUCUUCAUACUCUGCAGGGACUCUGCCCCAUUCACUCAGAAACUGGCAUCUUUGUUGCAUCACCCUGAUACAGAAGUGAAAGAGCAAGUUGUGAGAUUAUUAACACAGUAGUGUUUUUUUUUAAAAAGAGACUGACCUGAUGAAAAUACCUGAUCUUAAGAAUGCUGUGAUUAAAAAAAAAAACCCAACAAGCAAACAAUAAAACAACCAAAAAAAUACUGGAUAGUACCAUAUUAUUAGGCACAAACCAGUUACUACAAAAGAGAAUGCAAUGUAUUUAAUAUAGAAAGCGUAACAUUUUUUUAUGAGCAAGACAAAAGCAGUAGCUUAAUUAGUACUGAAAUACCACUGUACAGCUGGUACCUGUACCAGAGGGGGAGGAAUAGUUUAAAACAUGAAGACUUUCAUACAUGCACUGACCAUUUCAAAUGGGCGAGUGAAGUGAAUCAAAAUAUUCUUCUCGAUGUCAAAGAAUUUUUGUUGCCUUAAAUAUUUACAGCUGUUGAAUAAAUAUCUCUACAGAAUGGAGCAUUAAAGAUUUAGCAAUUAGAGAUUAGGCAUUUACUUUUUUUAAUCUGAUAACUACUAAAUGGGUGCUGGCAAAUCCUAGAAAAUAUUAAAUAAAAAUAAUACCAAACUAUCAUUGGAUUCCUACAAAAUUAGUAUUUUCAAUGAAAACUGCAUAUUAAGGUUACCCACCCUGUUUUGUUCACCUUACCUGCAUGAAAUAUAUUCUGAAAUGACA
Messenger RNA from Falco peregrinus (peregrine falcon), 1597 nucleotides. It is a transcript of the gene ARMC10, whose product is annotated as armadillo repeat containing 10. Gene Ontology annotation, cellular component: mitochondrion. The record is from RefSeq and is a predicted model, not a curated record. Lineage: Eukaryota; Metazoa; Chordata; Aves; Falconiformes; Falconidae. Gene Ontology annotation, molecular function: protein binding.